Molecule: messenger RNA, 1462 nt
Organism: Larimichthys crocea (large yellow croaker)
Lineage: Eukaryota; Metazoa; Chordata; Actinopteri; Sciaenidae
Product: protein unc-119 homolog B
Exons: 5
Coding region: 130-882 (250 amino acids)
Biological process (GO): nervous system development; cilium assembly; lipoprotein transport
Cellular component (GO): cilium
Molecular function (GO): lipid binding
Source: RefSeq, a predicted model, not a curated record
AUCGCUCUCAGCCAAUCACAGGCGAGCUUUCCCGUCUCAUAUACACGUAUCACGCCAUCUUGGUGAAGUCGCCCGCGGGAUCAAAGAAGCACAGUAACUCUUUUCUUCGUAACCGCCUCCGUGUCCGGUAUGAACGGCUCACGGAACAAACCGGCACCGACACCGGCGGUCAGCAAAGCUCAGGCGGACACGGACAGCGGCUCGACGGAGACCAACCACCGGGAGCGGAAGAGCGGAGGAGGAGUGCUGAAGAAGCUGAAGUCGAGGCGCAGUCAGCCGGAGAAGUGGCCUGUGGUCACCGAGGAUGAGCUCCGGGCGCUGGGGGAAGACAUCUCCCCGGAUCAUGUGCUGGGUCUCCGGGCUGUCACGGAGGACUAUCUGUGCAAACCCGAGGACAACAUCUACAACAUCGACUUCACACGCUUCAAAAUCAGAGAUCUGGAGACGGGGACGGUUCUGUUCGAGAUCGCCAAGCCUCCGAACAGCGGUCCCGUGGACGGUGAAGACGACGGCGGAGACGUGGACAGCAGUGCAGGACGUUUUGUACGAUACCAGUUCACACCGGCCUUCUUAAAACUCUGUACUGUUGGUGCAACCGUGGAGUUCACGGUGGGCGACCGGCCAAUCAACAGCUUCCGUAUGAUCGAGCGGCAUUACUUCCAGGGACGCCUCCUCAAGAACUUUGACUUCGACUUCGGUUUCUGCAUCCCCAACAGCCGCAACACAUGUGAACACAUCUAUGAGUUUCCACAACUUCCAGACGAACUCAUUCGUCAGAUGGUCGCUCACCCUUACGAGACGAGGUCAGACAGUUUCUACUUUGUGGACAACAAACUCAUCAUGCACAACAAGGCGGACUACGCCUACAACGGCGGGCUGUAAGAACGUGACGUGUUCGCCUCGUCCUGGAUUACAGGACAAACGUCUGCCUUCGUCCAUCAGGACUCAUGGAGCUCAGUCUCUGAGACUCUGUCCAACAUUUCUGUCCUUCAUGUUCCCUUGAACACUUUGCCUUAAGUUUGUUGCCGUCUCUGCUGGAAAGGGACAGGUGGAGUCAUGGCGGAGCCUACAGACUGCGUCACUUAUGAAAACUUCAUUUACUUCAAUAUAUUUAGACUCUUGAUGUUUGUUUGAAAUACCUUUUUGCAACCUGACAGUUGUUUCCUGUCUGGAAAAACGAGCGUUCACUAGGAGUUGUUCAGUAUUGUUAGUCGUAGAUGAUCAUGUAGCACGAGCUGACGUUCCUCGACACUCUGGGACAACAAAGAUGACCGCCGGACUGUCUUCUCACGCCGAUCCUCGAGGUCUUCGAGGUCUUCGAGGUCCUCGUGGGCUGAUGAAGCCCUGUUUUAAGGACUCUACUGCUGGUUUUGCAUAUAUUCGCCCGUUUACUACAAACGUGUAACUGUUUCCAGUCUGUACAUUUGCACAAAAGCUCUUCAAUAAACCUUUGUUAAGCUCA